Mytilus trossulus (common blue mussel) is the source of this 828-nucleotide messenger RNA. RefSeq lists its product as uncharacterized. The coding region runs from base 290 to 784 and encodes 164 amino acids. The record is from RefSeq and is a predicted model, not a curated record. Lineage: Eukaryota; Metazoa; Mollusca; Bivalvia; Mytilida; Mytilidae. The transcript is spliced from 5 exons.
UUUUUUUAUCACGAAUUUGUCUUUAAAAUAAAUUAAUAAAUUGAUGAUCUUAUCUCCAAUUUCAAGUUAAUUGUAAAUCAAAUUGGUGUGGCUUAUGUCGAAUUUUAUCUUGGCCACACCUUAAAACAAUUGUAUUGGUGUGUUGUGUUAACAUACGCGUCCAUCUUCCAAUUGCUAGUAAACAUUAUAACACCUCAUUUCCUAUAUAAACUAACGAAAUAUCUUCAACUCUACCUUGCUUCCAGAUUUUUUACCAAUAACCAUUACCGUAAAAGAAAAACAAAUCAUCAUGCAGUUUAACCAAGACCAGUCAAAGGCUACACUAAAAUUUGGUAGGAACAAAAAAGUUACAAUAAAUUCGUGGAAGGGGUAUGUUUACGUUCACUUGGAGAACAUUCCAAACCAAAAAUCCAUUUCAUUAGGAGCAGAUGAGAUGGAGCAGUUAAUGGAAGUCUUUACAAGAAAUUUUGCGGAUACGAAGGAAGUGAUUCAAAAUAAGAAUAAAAGAUUAUAUCCCAAAAAGGAAGAGAAAAGCGCAGACUACGAUAUCGCCACACAAAAACCACCACAGCAGGAAGUAGCUACAUCUCCCGUGAAAUCAACCAACAAGAUCACCAAACGAAAACGGAAACUGACAAAUGUUAAGAACAAUCCAUCUGUUCUGAGUGAAGCGAUAGAAAGUCGCCACAAGACUAUAGGAAGUGAAGAAGAGAAGCAAACCUUCACCACAAAGAGACCGAAGGUUAUCGAAAUAACGGACUCCUCCGAAUCGGAUUUCGAAUGAGAUUAUAUGUGUAUAGACAUUUAAAGAAAAAAAAAAAGUAAAUA